Molecule: messenger RNA, 1820 nt
Organism: Misgurnus anguillicaudatus (oriental weatherfish)
Lineage: Eukaryota; Metazoa; Chordata; Actinopteri; Cypriniformes; Cobitidae
Source: RefSeq, a predicted model, not a curated record
UUAAAAGAGACGAGACACGAGAGAGUUAUGAAGGCAACGCCCAACACACAGUCGCUGCGUUCUCUUCACUGUAACUUACUGUUGCUCCGUUACCGCACCAACUAUUUGCUUAUUUUAGCACUCGGCGCCAGCAGGAAGUACGUCCCAAGACUCGGUUACGUCAAAGUUGACCGAAUAUAAACCGAUAACUCAGUGAACGUCUGCUCACGGGAGUACUGUAAAGAAGUUUAUUUAUUAAGAAAACAUCCGCAGAAUGGCAGAAACAGACGCGACUCCUUUUGCAAGCUGCUUGGAGAGACUGAAGAGUUAUGUGCGUACUCGAAAAGGGACGAUACUUGCCGCUGAAAUACUUAUCAGUUUCAUCAUCAUCAUCUGUUAUGCUGCAUCAAUGUAUGGCGGAUAUUCAGCAGUCGCCAUCUGUGAGAUGGUCUUUGCCAUUGUCUUCUUCGUUAUCUUCAUGAUGGAGCUGGACAAAUCCAUUCAGGUUGUGAACUGGCUCUGGAGUGACCUGUUCCGCGCUGGGAUUGGUGCACUCCUGUAUCUCAUAACCUCUUUGAUUUGUGUAAUUGGUGGAGCUGGGGAUGGGGCUCGCAUCGCUGGUGGGGUGUUCGGACUGUUGGCUGGAAUUUUGUUUGCCUAUGAUACUUAUACAAUCUUCCUGGAGGUCAAGAGCAACAGGCAGCACACAGCUGCAGCCACAGGUCGCUGAGGGCUGUCCAAAGAAUAUUUACAACUUUCAUUUGCCAUUUGAACCAAACAGUUAUUCUGGGGGGAGAUGCCAGGGCUAGCACUGCUAUUCCACUAAAAAUAAUGCCAGUUUAAUCAGACAAAGCAUUUUAUAAUGUAGCUUCGAUCCUCUGCUCACAUCAAGUAACUAUAACCACUUAACCUAACUAACUAGUCCCUAAUUAUUUAUUUUCUAUCUUUUUUUUGUGUUUCCUUUUUGAUUUUUUAACAGAUGAGGGAGUGUGAAAACUACCCCCCUCACUACAACAUUAACAGCAACCAAAACAUGGACAAUACAUUUUUAAAUGGUUCAAAUGGAAGACGUCCGGAGACUGAACAAGAGCUAAAGACCAGAACGAUGAAAGACAUGGGAAAUUUGAUGCAAAAAUGGCAUGAAGUAAUUGGAAAAUGCUGCAUUGUAACGUGUAAGAAGAACCACCAAAUAUGAAAGCCAUUGUGAUCUAAAGAUUUAUCACAAGGUUUGGGUAACCUUGGUUGAUUUUAAAUGCAAUAUAUAUUGAGAGGUAUUGCAAAAAAAAAGACUUUUAUUUUGUUGUUAUUUUGACCCAGUGAGUUUAAAUGAAGGUACAAUUACCACAUUCAAAUGUUGAAAACUUGAGCUAGUUUAGUCUGGUGCUGUUUUUGUGUAAUAACACAUUUUAUAUUAAGUUUGUUACGGUGUAAACAUUCAGUCAUAGCCAUGUAACUCAUGUUUAAUAAGUAUUUUAUGCCUAAAGUAGAGUUAGUUGUAAAAGUUGAUCUGUACUUUUAGAUUUGAAGUGGGAUUGGACUCAGUUCCAAUUCAAUGAAUCUAGUUUAUAGAUCUGUUCAACUCAGUUGCAGUCAAGAGUAAGUGUUUAGCAGGUGAAUGUUAAAAUAUAAAGAACUGAUUUUAACUCUAAUAUCUUUUACGUUACUAUGUAACAGGUAUUUAUUAUAGCAGUUCAAACCAGUUCAUCCAGAUACCAGUUCAUUUGUUGGUACAAUAUGUUUGUUUUCAUUAACCUGCUUACAUAUUAUAACAUGUUACCUCAAAAAAUGCCAUACAUGUGUUCUUUUUUUUUAAUUAAAAAUAAACUGAGUCAUAUAUUGGA